Molecule: messenger RNA, 1339 nt
Organism: Aspergillus uvarum CBS 121591
Lineage: Eukaryota; Fungi; Ascomycota; Eurotiomycetes; Eurotiales; Aspergillaceae
Exons: 3
Coding region: 1-1206 (401 amino acids)
Biological process (GO): L-valine biosynthetic process; L-leucine biosynthetic process
Cellular component (GO): mitochondrion
Molecular function (GO): branched-chain-amino-acid:2-oxoglutarate transaminase activity
Source: RefSeq, a predicted model, not a curated record
AUGGCUCUGGCACAUCAUCUGCUCCCCCGCCUGCCUCGCACGAUCCACCCGAUCCGCACGGCCUCACUCUAUCACUGUCGCCACGCGUCGUCGCAGUCCGGGCCAUUCCUCCGCAUCCAGAAAACGCAGUCGCCGAGUCCCCUGCCCGAGGCCGGACAGUUGCAGUUCGGGCGGGCGUUUACGGAUCACAUUUUCACCUUCGAAUGGACAACAGAGCAUGGCUGGACGAACCCCCAGAUCACGCCGUAUGGCAAACUGCCCCUCGACCCGGCGGCCUGUGUGCUGCACUACGCCUUCACCUGCUUCGAAGGCAUGAAAGCGUACAAGGACCCGCAGGGCCAGGCACGGCUGUUCCGGCCGGAGAAGAACCUGCAGCGGCUUAACCGGUCAGCGGCGCGAAUCGCGCUGCCCACGUUCGACGAGAGCCGCGUGUUGGAUAUGCUGACGCAGUACGUGGAGUUAGAGAAGCGGUUUAUCCCCGCCUUGCCGGGUUACUCACUCUACCUGCGGCCCACGCUGCUGGGCACGGAGGCCAGCAUCAGUGUGUCACGGCCGCGAUCGGCGCUGCUGUACGUAAUUGCCUGCCCGAUGGGGAAUUAUUUCGCCGGGGGCAUGAGGGCUGUCUCGUUGCAGGCGACGCGAUCGCCGGUCCGGGCGUGGCCCGGCGGGGUAGGUGAGUUCAAGGUCGGGGGCAACUAUGCGCCCAGCAUUGUGCCGCAGGAGGCGGCGGCGGCGGGGGGGUCGCAGCAGAAUCUGUGGCUUCUGGCGGAUGAAAGCCGGGGCGAGGAGUAUGUAACUGAGGCAGGGACGAUGAAUCUGUUUGUCGUCUGGGUGAAUCCCCUCACCGGGCAGACGGAGCUGGUGACGCCCCCCUUGGAUGGAACGAUCCUCCCAGGGGUGACCAGGACGUCUAUUCUGGAGCUGGCGAGGGAGAGACUGGGGCCGGAGGGGGUGCAGGUGAGAGAGACGUGCAUCACCAUGAAGGACCUGGCCAAUGCCUCAAGGGAAGGACGGCUGUUGGAGGUGUUUGGCGCGGGCACGGCGGUCAUCGUCUCGUCCGUCAGAUCGAUUCAAUGGAACGACCGGACGAUUGAUUGUGGCCUGAGCAAGGACGAAGAGGCCGGCCCGGUGACUCUGAAAGUGAAGAAGUGGAUUGAGGAGAUCCAGUAUGGUCUUGUGGAGCAUCCUUGGAGUUAUCGGGUGUGAUAUGCGAGGUGGUCGAUAAGUAUUACAGAAGGAUCGAUUCUUGCGCUAGAGGUUGAUAGUCAUAAUAACCCAAGUCUGAGUCAAGAAGGCAAAUGAUAAACUUAAUCUCAAUGGCCAUCUAUACCACUCCAUC